Stereum hirsutum FP-91666 SS1 is the source of this 4529-nucleotide messenger RNA. RefSeq lists its product as uncharacterized. The transcript has 3 exons. NCBI's taxonomy places the organism in Eukaryota, Fungi, Basidiomycota, Agaricomycetes, Russulales, Stereaceae. Bases 179 to 3946 code for a protein of 1255 amino acids. The record is from RefSeq and is a predicted model, not a curated record.
CGGUCACGACGAAACCGCCAACCGACAACUUCGAAUUCCAUUUCAUCUCGCCUAUACGCUUGCCCUCCUUCCUUUAUUUUUACCAUCGCCUUUUUUUAUCCAACCCCCAACCCGAACGAGCCGACGUUGACUGACGAAACGAGAAGGGAACGCCCCGAGUCCUUUGCUUGCUUCAUUCAUGGCCACCACCGUCCAUCCGCAGCCACACGCGCACGGGCUCGACAGCGCUGCCAACAUGGACGUCCUCAACGGUAACGCUCAUGCACGUACGCAGUCUCACAAUUUCCCCCGCGGGCUCGUAUUACCCGACCUCGACUUUGACCACGAAGACCGCGGUCGUUAUCCGACUCCAACCGGGCCUUCCUCUCCUCCUGCCAAUCACCAGCAAUAUUCCUCGUCGCCCACUCCUUACGCUGAGCAGGAUCGCGUUUCGCCAGACGUAGAUCGUGCAAGGAGGUCGAUGGUACAACAUUCGGAUGCAGUGCCUGGUGACCACGACGUUGGCGCUCGCACGUAUAGUACCGGUCUUCAGCGGAAUCCUACUCUUCCAGCCGAUGUUCCCGUCUCUGUCCCCGCUACACGACCAUCCUUCGAGGAACCGUUGACAUCAAGUGAUAGACAGCCCUCGGGUUUUCAGGAGAUACCGGUUGGCAAAGACCGGUCGUCUUCUUCGUUCGACCAACAACGACCACAAUCUCAAUCUCAAUCUUACCUCGACAAUCCUACCUUGCCACGACCAGCCCAAUCUUUAUCUUCACCUGCGUCUGGUGGCGGUGUAGGAGGGGCUGAGAACGCAGUCACUAAUAUGAGCGCGGGAGGUGGAGGGGAGCCGUCGCGCGUCAAUGAGCAGCAGUAUAGCCUUGCCGACAGCUUCCAACUCUUUCCUUCGUCCCUCGCUUCGACCGACGCACCAAACGUAACCAAUAAACUACCCUUCGGUGACGUCAGGCCUAACAAUAACGAGUCGAGUUCAUCAUCGCAGAAUCCGAAGAUGUCGCUUCAGCCUCAACCUCAGCCGCAAUAUCAAUACUCAUCUCAGGUCCAGUCUCAGUCACCUCAGCAGCCUCAGUCUCCGCAGCACCAGCAGCAUCGAUCAUGGCAGCCCCAGCAAGCUCACCAACAACUUUCACCAUCGCAACAACAAUCGCCUCCGCGCGAAUACGGCCCACAAGACACAUUCCCGCAUACUCAACCCUCUGGGUCUAUGCGUCAAUCAUACGCGCCACCGCCUCCUGGGGCUCAAGCUCGUAAUCAGCCUACAUCGAGCUAUCUCCAACAACAGCAGCAACAGCAGCAACAACAACAUCCACAACACUCUCAAUCCGCCCAGAUCGUCAACGUCCCCCCUCCGGGUCCAUCUUACCCCAUCCCGAUCCCCAUCUCUCCAAAAUUCCGCGCGCCAGCUCAACAACCGACCUACAUAACUCCCUCUUCUGCCGCUCCAAAUGCGCUCAACCCUGUGUAUUCGCCCGCACCACAGCAGCCGAUGGAGGAAGUAUGUGUGGAGUGUGCGAUGAGAGAUCAGGAUAUGGCUGAUGUGGACGUGACGAGUCCUGGUGUUUGGGCGAGGGAGAGUGAUGUUGCUUAUGAAGAGUUGUUGAGGAGGGAGGACGAAGAGGGGAGCGCGGGGACCAUGCCGGAAGAGGUGGACAUUGAGCGGCCGAGGGCGCGGGGUGGGAGGUUGACGGAACAGAAUUUGAAGCUUUGGUUGAGCUUGAACCCUAAGGAGCCAGCGUCUAAACGGGCGAACCUAGACAAGUACGUCAAGUUCCAAAGAUCGCUGCUCGAGGCCGAAACGCUCGCCCACGCACGGGCCAUGCAGGAGUCGAGGCAGCUGGACGACAGGAUGCGCGAUACGUACUCACAGCUCCGGCGCUCCGCGUACGAUCUCGGUAGCAGUGCGGCUCCCGUGGACGACCUAGGAGGUGUCCGUAUCAAACCUCCAAGGUCAUCGACAAUUGUGAACGGCACGGUCGGCGCUAACGCUCACGGGCGCGAGGUCACGUUGCUGGAGAACGGAAUGAUCGUUGAGCAUGUCGAUGUGAAGCGUGAAGAAAGAGAGGAACGUGAGCGAAAGAGACGGGAAGAGAAGAGAGAACGUGCGAGGGCGCGUAAGUCGUCGAGGAGCUCUGUCUUCGACGUCUCUUCGUUGUAUUCGGCCCAGAGCCCUGCGCCGCACACGGACAGCGGUUUCCAUCUCGGGGCGAACGGUGUCAAUGCGAGGUAUUCACAGUCGCAGUCGCCACGACCGGCGAGCACGAUGACCGAUCUCCUGCCGGGAACCAUGCUCGCGAAUGCACAUUCGAACGCUUCGAUCAUCGAUGCACAGAGUAUGGGAUCGUUGUCACCUAAUCGGAGGACGAGGUUCUUUGGGAUGAAGAACUUUAGUGCGGGAUGGAGGAGUCAGGACAGUUUGGCUCAAUCUGGGUUUUCUGGGAGUAUGGUCGACAUGCAUGUCGCUCUCCAGCGCGAGAAUGCUCGGCAUCCAGGGCUCCAGCACUCAACGAUGGACAAUGCCAAUGCUCAGCGCGAGUGGAGGGAGAGCACUACUCUCGAGCCUGCGCGCUCUACCCGGGCGGUCCCUGCCGAUGAGAAGCCCAAGAAGAAGAAAGGCGGACUCGCCAAGAUUUGGCGGCUGGUCACUGGCAACUCGUCCAACAAGGGCAGUGCGCAUCUGAACAGCACACAUACCCGCUCAUUGGACAGGUCCCACGAUCUGGACUACCCUCUCGAGCCUCCCCCGCCUCUUUCUUACCUUGUCAACCGAAGUACAGGUGGCGAUCACAGUGGAGGCGGCAACGCCCUACGGCACGUCUCCACAUCUUCACUACCCUCUACGUCCCCUAACCAUGCUUUCUCGUCUUCUACCGGCGUCUCUCCGCCCACUGCACCCUCUAGCCUGAUCCCCUCCCCGACGUCCUCACGUCCUUUGGAUCUGAACGGGACGGGCGAGGGCCAUGCGAGGAAGUUGAGUGGGCAUCAGGAAUACGAGAACGACCAUCCUCAUCCGUCACCUGUUCCGGAGGAGUCCUACGCUCAACAACAACAGCAGCAGCAGCAGUCUAGGGGUCCAUCUCCGAGAAAUCUGCACAGUAUGACUUCAGAACCAGACAUGCGAAGGUCGUCGCAAGCCCUCAAUACUGCAAAUGCGCCGCCCGUCCCUCGGAUGCCUUCCACCAUCGGCACACGUCCGCAAUCAUCGUUGUCUAUGACUUGGAGGGAUAAAUCACUUCCUCCGAUCCCGCCUACCGAAGGAAAUAUGCAGUUUCCGCAUGAUGGCCGACCGAGGACGGUCCUGACAUACGACCCUCGACCCGUAUCGCAGAUGGAUCCCUAUACCCAAACCUCUACUUUCUUGAGCCCUCAACCAAGUUUCCGGGAGGACUAUGCUCGUCGUCAAUCGUUCAAUGGUCUUGGCUCGUCACCCAACCUGCAUGCGCCGCAAAAUGAACGGGCUUACAGCGGUGGUGGUGAAUACCCUGGCGGAACGAUGUCCCGAGAGGAGUACGGCGAGUUUGGGCUCGCGCCACCGGCUCAAGUCGCACCACACUCAACACAUCCGAGGCAGGCACCGUCGCAGACUCUGACCCAGUCGACGCACUCAACUAAACGGAGAAGCAAGUUUGGAUUCGCGGCGUUGUUGGGGAAGAAGUCGAACGGCCACGUUCAGGAGUCCUCGACGGCGACAGGCAUGAGCUCAGAGUCGCCACUGCCGAGGUCGUCCGCUUCAGAGGCGAAGCAUGAGGCGACGAUUGUGCAUGAGAUGGGUGGUGCUGGGACUGGGACUGGCAGUUCGGGCAUCGGGAGCUCGGGGUCGGGCCAUGGACCGUAUCCGAGGAUGUCUAUGAUGUCGCAGAAGAAGCUGGAUACGUUGGUGGACCAGGCCCCGGAGUUUGUUGCGUAUCGGUAUCCGUCGAAUGACCAGAACUUAGACCUUCUGCGGUAAUGUUCAUUCUCGUUCAUGGUGGGAUUUGGAGUGAUCUUCUACUACUACUGCUGUACUCUAUUGGGUGGUUUGAUGGUUCUUGUCGAUAUUUAUAUAUAUAUCCAUUUGGUGUCCCGUACGGUCACCUCGAUUCGAAAGGUACUUUCUGUCUUUUCCUCUUGCUAUGCUUUCGUGUCCCUCCCUCGUUUAGCCUUCAUGUUCUCUCCAUAUUCCUUGAUCUUGUUUACUUUUAGCUCGGACUAAUCUCCACCUCCAUCUUCAUUGCCAUCUCUUCCACCCUCCCAAGCAUGCUCACUGUCUUUCGUCGCUUUCUAUCUUCUCUUCUUGAUUACUCUUUUGAUACACGGACUCUCGUAGGCUUAGCUGACAUGCCAACUACUUCGCUUUUUGCCUUCGUAUGUUACAUUUUCCCUUUUCUUUCGUUCGCGUCGCGCUGUCUUUAUCGCCUGUCUCUCUGCUCUUACUGCUUUUCCUCCUUGGCUCAGUACCCGCCUCAUCCCCUCCAACCUCAAUUCAAUCCAAUCCCAUUCAUCAUCUGAUCACCUCAUCCCUUAUCCCUCAUUGGCAUCAACUGCAUAUCGCC